Ustilaginoidea virens is the source of this 1038-nucleotide messenger RNA. RefSeq lists its product as uncharacterized. Gene Ontology annotation, molecular function: translation initiation factor activity; RNA 7-methylguanosine cap binding. Lineage: Eukaryota; Fungi; Ascomycota; Sordariomycetes; Hypocreales; Clavicipitaceae. Gene Ontology annotation, cellular component: cytoplasm; eukaryotic translation initiation factor 4F complex. The transcript is spliced from 3 exons. The record is from RefSeq and is a predicted model, not a curated record. Gene Ontology annotation, biological process: translational initiation. The coding region runs from base 1 to 1038 and encodes 345 amino acids.
AUGGCGACCGACAACAGCAAUCUAUGGACUCGUCGCACAAACACCGGCAAGUUGUCUCUUACGACAUCAGGGGCCGGUUUGAACGGCUCGUCGGCCACGGACGCCUCGCGUAAUGGCGUCUUCUCUUCCAAGCGCUUCGGGGGCGACGUCUCGGCGCACGGCAAGGCAAGCCCCUUCAACACACCCGGCGGUGGCCUAGUAUCUCCCACAAGUGGCGCGUCGAGCGCCUUUGGCCUGGGCUCUGGUGCUUUCGCAUCCUUUGGCUCGGCCAAAACGCCCAAAUCCGCGGCAAACCCGUUCGACACGGCCAUGGGCUCAGCGGUGCCCAAAACCACAGUCGCCAAAGACGGCAACAAGACGAUGAGCAAAGUGCCGAGCAUGGCUUCCAUCGCCGAGAACAAAGUAUCUGCGCCGUCGACAUUAGCCUCGAAAUCGCACCCGCUGAAAGAUGCGUGGUCCUUUUGGUACCGACCCCCCAUUUCCAAAGCCCACGGCUUCAUCGAGUACGAGAAUACGUUGCACGGCAUCGCCACCAUACGAACCGCCGAGGAAUUCUGGGAAAUAUACUCCCACCUUAAGAGGCCGUCUUCCCUGCCCGUGGUAUCCGACUACCACAUCUUCAAGAAGGACAUCCGCCCCAUCUGGGAGGACGAGGUCAAUCGCAAGGGAGGGAAAUGGGUCGUCAGGAUGAAGAAGGGCGUGGCUGAUCGUUACUGGGAGAACCUUCUUCUCUCGCUCGUUGGGGACCAGUUUGGCGAUGCUGGCGAGGAAGUCUGCGGUGCUGUGCUUAGCAUGCGUAAUGGCGAGGACAUCCUGAGUAUCUGGACACGGACGGUCGGUGGUCGUGUGCUAAAGAUUCGAGAGACUAUGAAACACGUGCUCAGCUUCCCACCCAACACCCGGGUCGAGUUCAAAACCCACGACUCCAGCAUCCAGCAGAGGACCGCCCUGGACGAGCAGCGUCGUGAAAAGGCCAACCAGAACCAGAGCGGAGAAAGACGCUACACGUCUGCUGGCCAGCGACAAAGCCUUGAUUAG